AUGUUUGGUAUCAAGAAGAAGCUCUCCUCGCUCAUCCCCAACGACGCCAGAGCCCACCUUCAAAACGUGUUUACCGUCGAAUGGGAAGACGGGAACAAGACCGUUCUCGUUGAUGUGGCCGAUACAGACAAGCAGCAGCAUGAAAUGGAAAUGAGCGGGGUGGGGGCUGGAGGUGGAGGGGCCUAUGGCCGGUUGGCGGACGAUGAGGAGGAGGACCGAUACACGCGCCCCGUCCUUCGAACACGAAAGUCUUCUCAGAAGCUCAAUUCUUCCUCGAAAAAUAUGCCUUCCCUGCCCUCCAUCUCUCGAAAAUCCACGUCCGAAUCCCACGCCCCUUCAUCAGCUUCCACGUUCCGGGCCAACCCAUCUGGUCCCAGCCGCUAUGGGAGGACGAACCCCUUUGAGGGCAGCGCGGACGAUGACCCUUCUCCACAGACCUCUUCCAGCUCCACCUACACCUCUUCCCCUUACUCUACCACAUCUCCCAGAUUCCCUCCAUACUCGUCCUCUUCUCAAUCCUUCUCGCAGGGAGGAGCGUCAGGACACGGCUCGGGGCAAGAACGGAGAACAGCAGAGAACCCUUGGCAGACUUUUAGGUCGGACGAGGUGGACAUGUUGGGUGGCGGCGAGUCUGGAGUCGACAGUCCCACGAGUUCAUCUGGGACGCAUUCCAAUGGCAGCGUGGGAUAUGAAGUGUACAGGAGUAGCAGGACCAACACCCUCAGAUGA
This is a messenger RNA of Cryptococcus wingfieldii CBS 7118, 729 nucleotides long. RefSeq lists its product as hypothetical. The record is from RefSeq and is a predicted model, not a curated record. NCBI's taxonomy places the organism in Eukaryota, Fungi, Basidiomycota, Tremellomycetes, Tremellales, Cryptococcaceae. The coding region runs from base 1 to 729 and encodes 242 amino acids. The transcript is spliced from 3 exons.